GGUCUACUUUUUGCAUAGCUGAUUCUGCUGGCUUGAGCUCAUGUGACUUGCCGCAGCCAAUGUUAAUGCUGACCUAUAUUCCCCUGAAGUUGACACAUUCGUGGCGCUAGUAGUUGACAAAUAGGAACUUGACCUCCAUGAUGGACAGUUAAUAAAGAAAGCGCCACUGGUGCGCUGUUUAAAUCAGCAGAAUGCAGUGUUUCAGAACAACCUAUUUACGUCUACCAAGUACACAAUUUUGUAUAUACUCCAUCUGCCACACGGGGGCCUACUGCGUUCAAACUGGAAGGAGCUGUAUUAGGUUUGGUUUACCACGCCUAGCAGCAGCAGGCAAGACUUUGCGCCAGUCCCGUCGUUUUCACCUGAACCGGGCAGAUCUCGAAAUGACUGAUCAAGGUUUAACAGACGAGGCUCUUGCAGCUGCUUGCAAGGAUGGAAAUCCUAUUACCAAGGAUUUCAUGAUGCAGCAGACUAUGCUCAGAGUUAAGGAUCCAGUGAAGUCCUUAGAUUUUUACACACGAAUUUUAGGAAUGACCUUGCUGCAAAAGUUUGAUUUUCCAGCAAUGCGGUUCUCUCUCUACUUCCUGGGUUAUGAGGACAAGAAGGAGAUUCCAGGUGAUGUGAAGGAGAGGACGGCGUGGACCUUCUCCCGAAGAGCCACCAUUGAGCUAACACAUAACUGGGGUUCAGAAACUGAUGACAGCCAGUCCUACCACAAUGGAAACUCAGACCCACGUGGAUUUGGGCACAUUGGCAUUGCUGUCCCUGAUGUGUAUGCAGCCUGCAAGCUUUUUGUGGAGGAAGGAGUGACCUUUGUGAAGAAGCCAGAUGAUGGUAAAAUGAAAGGCUUAGCGUUCAUUCAGGACCCGGAUGGUUACUGGAUUGAGAUUCUGAGCCCCAACGGUAUGGUCCCCAUCACCUCAGGUGGAACAUCAGGUUGAACCUCAGGGAGCAGGAGUUGCGUUGACCAUCAUGUGCAAUUUAAGAACAUAUGGGAGAGAGAACUGGAGGUUUGCGAAAUUUGUAAUUACAGAGGUCAAGAAUAUAAUGUACUAAUUGUGAUAACUGUGAUGACAGAUGCUACUAUGAAAUUAUUUUUCUCAUGCAUUAAAUUUUUUUUUGUCAAUUAUUGGUUAUUAAAUUGUUCUUAACACUA
Molecule: messenger RNA, 1156 nt
Organism: Alosa alosa (allis shad)
Lineage: Eukaryota; Metazoa; Chordata; Actinopteri; Clupeiformes; Clupeidae
Gene: glo1
Product: glyoxalase 1
Exons: 6
Coding region: 192-941 (249 amino acids)
Molecular function (GO): lactoylglutathione lyase activity; metal ion binding
Source: RefSeq, a predicted model, not a curated record